AGGCUAGCGCGAGCAGUCCUGCCACGAGCCGAGCAGCACCCGAGGCCGCCGCCGCGCGGCGCCGCCAUUUCCCGCUCUCGCCCUCACAGCCGGCCUCUUUCCGGGAGGAGGCGGGGACCGGCACGGCACGGCACGGCACGGCCCGGCCCGGCCACAGACGGCGUGGGGGAAGGGCGCGGCCCGGCCAUGCAGCCGGAACGGGGCGGCGGCGGCAGUCGGCCCCGGCCAAGCCGGCACAGCCGGAGACGGCCCAGCGGCGCGGAGAAGGCGGCCGAACCGGCGACCGAAGGCAGCGGCGCGGACGGCCACCGCCGAGGAGGAACCGGAGGCCGCGGGAGAGGCGGCGCUCACGGACACCGAGGAGGCGGGGGCCGGGAGAAGCGAGAGCCUCGGGGCCGCAGAGCAGCGCCGCCACCAGCCGAGCACCACCACCGGCGGGUAGAGGAUGAUGGUGAUAAUGAAUCACGAGAAGAAGAAGAGAAAGAGGAAGUGAAAAACUACUCAAGAAGAAAGAUUGUUUCAAACUGGAACCGCUAUGAGGAUGCAGAAAAAGAGGGACAGAGAGAAUGUGGAGAAUCACAGAGAGGAACAGACUUCAGUGUUUUGCUGAGCUCGGCUGGAGAUUCCUUUACGCAGUUUCGAUUUGCUGAAGAGAAAGAUUGGGAUACAGAAAAUGUAUACUGUAAGCAGUUAUCUACGCUUUCUGUUGACUGCCAGUCUUUGGCCCAGGCCCUUCAGGAAUUGCCUCUACAUCUGAGGUUGAAUGUAGCUGCUGAACUUGUGCAGGCAUCAACACCCAUAGAGCUUCCACAGAUGAAAUCUAAAGUUGUUGAAGACAACAAGAGGAGAGAGCUAUUUCAACAGUCUUUGCCUCAAAGGGAAAUGGCGUUCGUCUCCCAGCCUGUUGGUCAUUCUGUUGCUUCAUCGGAGCCUGGAACUAAACAUGGUCCUGUGACAAGUGCAGCAGAACCAUUUCAGAGGGCCCAUCUGCUGCCAAAGCAAGAGACUGACCAUUUGGAUGAAGAACUGGAUCGUCUCCUAAAUCUAGAUGCUCCCAUUGAUUCUGUGUCAGGUGCAUUACCCUACAACAUAUCAACAGAGAAAGAUCUGAAAAUGGAGAGUAAGGAAAAUGACCCUCCAAGAGCAGAUUUGCCAGAAGAGAAAAGUGCAGCACCACAGCAAGAGCAGAAUACAUCCAAAAUUGUUACUGAGGAAGAGCUUGAGGAUUGGCUGGACAGCAUGAUUUCCUGAAACCAAUUUUCCUGCUCUAAAUUGCAACAGUAAGCAGUUACUGUGCAGUUUUUAAUUUACAGUGAAUGACAGGAUCCCACAUGCCAGUCAAAUGAUCCAGUAUAGUAAGAGAAGCUUGGAGGCUGUAGAUUGGUAAAACUAUGGAUACUAAAGGAAACCUGACUCAUAGGAUAAAAGGAGACAGAAGGGGCUGAUGUGCCUUCAGAUCCUUUCACUAAGCUAGCUCAUGUAGAGCAAGCACUUUAAAGAUAACCAACAGCUCAGAGUAUAGGAGGGGAAACCAGAAAGGAAUGGAAGUAUUCCUCUGUCUUAGGACACACAACAGUGUGUGCUUCUAAAUUACUGUUGAGCUGAAAGGUAUGGUUAUAAUAAUUCCAAUAGUAAAAUAUACUUACAGGUAGUUUGCCAAGUUGUGUUCCUGCAGAGUAUGUGUUUCAAAGCCAUGUGGGGUUGUGUCAAAAUAGUCGUUGCCAAUUCCACAAAUAAAGCAUUUGGUCUGGAAACACAAUUUGCGUUUACAAAUCAAUUAUGACUCAAAUACUCAAUUAUAGCUGUAAAAAUCUAGAUUAGUAAGAGAAAUGAAAAAAUGUACUGUUCUUCUCAUACCUCCAUAUCUUCUCUCACUUGUUCUUGCUGGUCUCUUAAUUCACCAAAAGCAUCAAUAAUCAGACCUAUUUCAAACAGAUAGGUUACAACAGUUAAGUAAAGUACUUAGCAAUAUUUCUAUUUCAAGUAGAGGAAAAAAAUAGCUCUGAUAGACAUCCUCCAUUCUAUUUCAAGUUUGGCAUACUUCUGUCUAGGUUGAAUAAUUCCAUUUCGAAUGUAUCAAUUUGCAGCCGUCUCCUAUUCAUUUAUACUGCACUCUCAGCAGUGAGAAUUUCUCUUACUUUCUCUUAAGGAAAACUUUUUGUUGAGUGAAGGAGAAUUGGCUCCCACCCUCCAAUCAGUUUGUGAUGCUGCUUCACAUUUCAAGCAUUAUUCCUUCACUUCCAGUGCAUUAAGAAUAAAGUUAGGUCAUUUGAGGUACUGCAACAUUUGUAAUGUCUAAAAAAUGUAGACAAUUUACAGUUUUUCUUUGCCACUAGACUGCCUGAAAACUGUUUUACUUUUUUUUCCUGCAACCUUAGGACAGUUUAUACAAUGAGUAUUCAACACUGACAGUCAUUCAAUAUACAUCUCAUUCUCUGCAAGCCACAAGUGCAAAGAAAUUAGAACUGCAAAUCAUCCUCUGAAGAAGGGAGGAAAUGGGUAUGUGGCCAUGAUGCCUUGUCAGAGAAAAAACCCAAGAGGAAUAACUAGCUCCAAAGUAAUGCUGUGAAAAGAGCCUACAGUAAGGCUCUCUAAGUUUAAAUGGUAUUUUUAGCAGGAAGAGUGAUUCUCCACAAGCUAUGUCAUUGCUGGAGAGCUGUCAAGAUAUUCAUAAAUGCUGUAAUCCAGAAUUUGCGGAAGAAGUUGAACGCCACAACAGUGUAAAGAUACACUACUACAGCCAGGAGUCCUACAGUAAGCACAAGCUGUACAUGGAGACAUGACGUGAAUGUAAACAUACUUACGUUAUCAGUGAAAACAACACCGAGCUUCCAAAUGUGGUACUUUGUGUCAAUGGAACUUAACCUAGGAAAUACCAGAUUUGAAAUAGGGAAGCUACAACAACAUACAGUUUGUCUGUAAAGAUCUGAAGUCAUACCAUGAUACAAGAGAUGCUGCUUCUGGUUCACUCUCUUCCACUGGACUAAAAUCAAGGGCGUUUUUGUCCAAACCCAGAAGUUCUGCUAUACGCUCUGCUCCGUACAAGUCUCCAUACUUGUUAAUAACCUAAAAAUGGAAGGAAAGAGGCUUCUGGUCAGAGAAAGGCUUUGUUAACUUUUACUCUACCUUAUAUGCACAGCUGUUAGAAAGUUUAAAAACAAACAAACAAACAAAAAAAAAAACAACCCCAACCUCUACACACACACACACACAAAAAAACCCACUCUUUCACAAUUAACAUUAC
Molecule: messenger RNA, 3244 nt
Organism: Numida meleagris (helmeted guineafowl)
Lineage: Eukaryota; Metazoa; Chordata; Aves; Galliformes; Numididae
Gene: AVEN
Product: apoptosis and caspase activation inhibitor
Exons: 12
Coding region: 187-1251 (354 amino acids)
Biological process (GO): negative regulation of G2/M transition of mitotic cell cycle
Source: RefSeq, a predicted model, not a curated record